AUGUCUGCACCCUGCAUCAUGUACCAGUACCACCUCAAUGCUGAUAUCGCUUUGAGCAUGACCAUGGGCCGGAACACAAGCGGCGAUAAGAAUUGGUUUGAAAAGCACGGGGCUGUGGACGUCAUCGACGGUGUAGCCGUGGGCCUAAGCGAUAUACUAACACGACGAGAGGAUACGGGUGUCUGGGGCAUCGACGUGAUGGCCGAUGCCGACGAAUACUACAUGUGGAUUGCAGACGGUUCAUUUACUAGUACUGCAGUCAGCACUCUCCUACAACUCGCCUCCGAGGCUCGUCAUGAACGGGGCAUCCCGCCCGAGACCGACUGGCUUGACCAGCUCGAGCACAUGUCAAUACCCACUUCGGAUGACGACGUUGUGCUUGAAUUCCAGGGCAUGACCAACGAUGUCUUCCCCAAGCAGGCAGACGUUAUCUUGUCCCAUUAUCCCUACGACUACAGACGGAAUUUCUCGCUCGCCAAAUACCGAGCUGCGAUGGACUUUUACGCAGUCCGCACGGAUCCCCACGGCCCGGCCAUGACAUGGAGCAUGUAUGCCAUCACGGCCAACUCCCUGGCCACUUCUGGAUGCGCGUUCUGGACAUAUCUAGUCAAAUCGUUCCAGCCUUAUAUCCGCGGCCCUUGGUACCAGUAUUCCGAACAGCAAGACGACGAGCCCGGAGUCCUGGAUCCUCUGACCGGGAACCCCAUUAACCCGGCUUUUCCGUUCCUGACCGGCCACGGCGGCCUCCUGCAGACAUUCACGGCGGGAUUCCUCGGCUUACGCGUUACGCAGCGAAAUUUGGUGAUAAACCCGUCCCUCCCUCCGCAGCUCCAGAACUUCAAGCCACCCAUCCAGUAUUACAAUGGCGCCGUCGUUAGCUUUCGCAUGAAUCGCACGCAUACUGUUAUUACGCGGCGCGACGCGUCUGAUUUCGACGGUUUGGUGCCGGACCAGUACGGAAAGGAGGACAUGCCCAUCACCGUCGGCCGAGACGUGGACGAUCCCAACGCGCGGACGGUAUUAUUGCGCGUCAAUGACACGGUUGUAAUACAGAACAGGCUGUAUGAUGCCGCAAUUUCUGUCCCGGGCAACAUCUUGCAAUGUCACGGCGCAACCUCGUCGCAUGGCGAGCUAGCGUUUGCAGCCACUGACGGAUACGGAGGCACCUUUUGGCAGCCCGGUACAUGCGAUGCCACGGCCGCUGUUGUAGUGGACCUGGGAGUUUCCCAGGCGCCGCGGCUUCUGGAGGCUAUCCGACUGGAUUUUGCCAUGCGGCCGCCAAAGCACGUCAAGGUUUCGGUCUCGAAUAGCUCGGAUUUCGAGUCCGAGAUGGUACUAGCGGAUCAAGAUAUCAGCAUCACGAAGCCGUGGGUCCCGGACUCGCCGGUGGUGAGAUAUGUAGGAAACAUUACCACCAUCCCGCUCACCGACCCCGUUUGGAGUGGCGCAUUUGCGAAACUCGAGGUUACAGGCUGCUGGACUAACGAUGGUGCCGGGGCAACGGUUGCCGAGUUUGGGCUCCUGGCUGCAGAUGACUCUGCGAGUGAAUGA
This is a messenger RNA of Colletotrichum chrysophilum, 1551 nucleotides long. RefSeq lists its product as uncharacterized. Gene Ontology annotation, cellular component: fungal-type cell wall. NCBI's taxonomy places the organism in Eukaryota, Fungi, Ascomycota, Sordariomycetes, Glomerellales, Glomerellaceae. The transcript has a single exon. Gene Ontology annotation, molecular function: alpha,alpha-trehalase activity. Gene Ontology annotation, biological process: trehalose catabolic process. Bases 1 to 1551 code for a protein of 516 amino acids. The record is from RefSeq and is a predicted model, not a curated record.